Molecule: messenger RNA, 1326 nt
Organism: Closterium sp. Yama58-4
Lineage: Eukaryota; Viridiplantae; Streptophyta; Zygnematophyceae; Desmidiales; Closteriaceae
Source: the annotation of a GenBank genome assembly
AUGCUUUGCGAGCAGCGCUUUUCCCGGCCUUUUCUUGACGCGCAUCGCGAUUACAAGGAGCCACCUUGCGACGUUCCGGCGAUGUGUACGACGCUGCCAGUGGCGCUAGUCCCUGUCGCCGACGCCUUCGAGAGCUCACCACCACGUGAGCCUACUUUUGAUAGUCCACAGGAACUCGCCACGUGUCAAAUCCAACGGUUCAUACAGGAGGAUAGAGCAGUACAAGGGCCACCCCCAGCCGCACAUCCGGGGAGGGUUGGCGACGGAUCUGCCGCGGCUUCGCCAUGCCUGGUCUGCGGCGAGGACGAGGACGAAAACACGGUGCUGUGCGAUUUGUGUUUUGCGGGUUACCACGUUCGCUGUCUGGCGUCGCGCGGAGAGGAGGUCCACGUGGACAAGGACGGCGAGUGGGUGUGCGAUCUGUGCGAAGUGGAGGAGAAGCGGAAAGCGACGGUCGUCGUCGUGUGGGCCGAGGAGUGCGCGGAGAAUAGACGGACGGCGGCCCAGCAGCCGGCAGAUAAGCGGCUAGACGGCGAGCGGGUAACCGACGGGCGGAUAGCUGACGUGGACGUGAGGACGCCGUUGAAUGAUGAGCAGCAGUUAUUCGAGGAUGGGGAUGAUGACGUGGUUUUGUUGGAUGCGGACGUGGCACCCGUGCAAUCCGGCGUAUCUAGAAGCGAUGACGCCGAUGACGUGGUUCUCGGGCCACGUGGGGAUAAGGAGACACGGGACGGCGCGAGAAUGGGAGGAGAAAAGAGUGGCAGCGGCGGUAGCGGUGGUAACGGUGCGAAAACGAACGGUAGAGGAAAGGGCAAUCACGAGGAGCCGUGGUUGCAGAAUUUUGAGAAGCGAGGCAGCGGGGGAAGCGGCGGGAACGAUGGGGAUGACAGCGUGGCAGAGCACAAAGGCCAUUGGCUGCUGCAGCGCACGUGGCUGGUUCCGGUUGGUUAUACGCGUGUAGGGCCCAUGUUCCAGGCGAGUGUACCGGAGUGGACGGGGCCGCCUUGUGUUUUUAACGGAGCUGGCGCUAGCGGGGAUGAGGAGGCGCGGGAGUGCAAUCGACGAUACGACGAUGAUGAUGGGGCGCGGCCGCCCUUUGGCCACGAAGCCAAGUGGACGGACGUGGAGCACCGCGCUGAGAUUGACUCGUGGUCGCGAGCGCGCUCCUCUCGCUCAGCAGGCACUCGGAGAGCCAGUGCUCUUCGCCCUGCUGGGCCCACACGGACGUCCGACCGCGGGAGAGCAGCAUCGGCAGCAGCUGCAUCGGCCCCGUACUCAUAUGUGCGCAUGUCCGAACGCCUGCUGCGCCGCCGCUGCAGUCCGUAG